Neoarthrinium moseri is the source of this 792-nucleotide messenger RNA. RefSeq lists its product as uncharacterized. The coding region runs from base 1 to 792 and encodes 263 amino acids. Gene Ontology annotation, molecular function: serine-type endopeptidase activity. Lineage: Eukaryota; Fungi; Ascomycota; Sordariomycetes; Amphisphaeriales; Apiosporaceae. The record is from RefSeq and is a predicted model, not a curated record. The transcript is spliced from 4 exons. Gene Ontology annotation, cellular component: membrane.
AUGCCGAACAUCCAGGGCUUCAGCACGCUGCGCGCGCGGUCGUACGCCUUCCGGCUACCGCUCUUCACCCGCGCCAUGGUUCUCAUCAUCGUCCUUCUCUGGAUCGUGGGGAUACAGUCCGUCUGGAACCUGCGGCAGUGGGGCGCAUUGAUCCCAGACCAGAUCUCGUUCACGACCGCAUACAGGAUCAACACGUUCCCGCUCAUACAUCUCAACUUCUUCCACACUUUGUUCAAUAUACUGGCCCUGACGCCGCUGAUGGAGAGGUUCGAGAGCGAGUAUGGUACGCUGACGAGUCUGGCCAUGUUCUUCGGUCCCUUGACCACGUUGCCGGCUGUUCUAUAUAUCAUUUUGGAGAGGGGCGUACUCCGGAGCAACAACACGGUGAUGGGUGCAAGCAUAUGGGUUUUCCUCCUCCUUGGCGUCGAGGCCAUCCGGACGUACAAGACGAACCCGUACCUCGUCAUUGGCACUUACCAUGUCCCGACUUGGACCACACCCCUCGUCCUGACCCUGGUGACGGCGGCUCUGGUUCCCAGCAGCAGCUUGCUCGGCCAUCUCUGCGGAGUCGGUGUGGGCUACCUAUUCGGGCUGGGCUACCUCAAGUUCCUGGCUCCGCCGGAGAAGGCUCUGCGUUGGGUAGAAGGGCGCCUCAACCUCUUGGGGCGCCUUCCGCACUACGUGAGCGUGGACCAGAAGACAUACGGAAGGUUCGGGGUGCUGCCUACGACGGGUGGAGGAAGUUCUACGUUACCAGGCCUGGUUGGCAGCAGUCAGAGAUUAGGGCCGUAG